AUGAAAACAAAUUCUAUAUCUAUCGUGAAAGUUACUCGUCAACGAAUUAAACAAACUAAAAAUAAUCAACAUUGGAAGAUUAAAAAAACAUCUAGAAAAGUAGUUCAUGUAACUGCUGGAUUAUCACAUCAAAACACUUCGCGUUCUGUAUUAAACAGUACAAUUGAUAAUUUACAGAAUGAUAAAUCAUUUCAAAGUAUAGUAAAUAAUAAUAAUUCUAUUGCAUUAAACCAACACCAAGAUGACAAACCUGUUUCACUCAAUUUAUCAAAAGUCAAAGAUGCAUGGGCAAAUCCAAUGGAUUAUCAUAAUAAACGUUCCAACCAAAAUCUAAAUAACAAGAAAAAGAAAACAUACACAAGAUCAUGUCUGAUCUGGUUAUUACUCGUUCUUGUACUUUUGAUUAUAAUAGGUUUAAUUGUUCUCAUCGUUUUUUUGACAAAACCGAAGACAUCAACAACAACAAACAUUGCUAAUCCUGUUCUUCGUUGGAAUGCAAGUGGAAUUACGGUCGCCGGUGUAACGGGUAUGAGUGGAAUUAAUGCAAGUCAACUGAACAAUCCAUGGGGACUAGCAUUGACUUACGAUGGCACACUCUAUGUUACUGAUUGUUAUAAUAAUCGUGUCCAACAAUUUGUAUCAGGUUCUACAGUAGGAACAACUGUAGCUGGUGAUUCCAAUGGAAUGUUCAGUAAUAUGCUCAAUUCUUUAUUUCUUCCUUCUAAAAUUGUACUUGAUUCAAAUGAGAAUCUGUAUAUAGCAGAUGGAUUUAAUAAUCGAGGACUCUAUUGGACUAAAGGUUCAAAUUCGGGAGUUCUUAUUGCUGGCACAGGUGCUCCUGGUAGUGCACUUGAUCAAUUAAAUUAUACAUAUGAUAUUGCUCGUAAUUGGAAUUCGGAUAUCACUUAUGUUGCAGAUUACCAAAAUAAUCGUGUUAUGGGCUAUAGACCUGGCAAUAUUACAGGCUUUGUUGUUGCUGGUAAUAAUGGUGCAGGAGGAAAUUAUACCCAGUUAAAUGGUCCUAUAGCGAUUUACUUCGAUUCAUUAACCAAUAGUAUUUUAAUUGCGAAUUUUAAUCGUCAUAAUAUUGUUCGUUGGACAUUAGGUGCAAAUAAUUGGACUCUUGUAGUUGGUAGUAUCAAUGGAUUACCUGGUAGUACAUCAACAUUACUUUUUGCUCCUACAGGUUUAACUCUCGAUCCAAUGGGUAAUUUAUAUGUUGCCGAUUUGGCAAAUCAUCGAAUUCAAUUAUUUCUCAAUGGUGAAAUGAAUGCUACAACAAUUGCGGGUAAAACUGGGCAAUUAGGAAAUGAUAGUAUGUCACUCAAUCAACCAUACACAAUCGCAUUAGACAAUCAAUUAAAUCUCUAUGUGGCAGAUAAUCAAAAUCAUCGGAUUCAAAAAUUUUUACGUUAUUAA
Molecule: messenger RNA, 1419 nt
Organism: Adineta steineri
Lineage: Eukaryota; Metazoa; Rotifera; Eurotatoria; Adinetida; Adinetidae
Source: the annotation of a GenBank genome assembly